Molecule: messenger RNA, 2810 nt
Organism: Chinchilla lanigera (long-tailed chinchilla)
Lineage: Eukaryota; Metazoa; Chordata; Mammalia; Rodentia; Chinchillidae
Gene: Itih3
Product: inter-alpha-trypsin inhibitor heavy chain 3
Exons: 22
Coding region: 23-2698 (891 amino acids)
Biological process (GO): hyaluronan metabolic process
Molecular function (GO): serine-type endopeptidase inhibitor activity
Source: RefSeq, a predicted model, not a curated record
AGCCAGGCCUGGGUGCUCAGCAAUGGCAUCUGUUUGGUGGCCCUGCCUCGUGUUGGCUUUGUUCUCCAGCUUGGCAGCCUCUGGCUUUCCAAGAAGCCCCCUCCGGCUGCUAGGGAAACGGAGCCUCCCGGAAGGGCUGGUUGAUGACAUCGAGGUCUACAGUACCAAGAUCAACUGCAAAGUGACCUCCCGCUUUGCUCACAAUGUCAUCACCACGAGGGCUGUCAACCGUGCAGACAAGGCCAAGGAAGUGUUUUUUGAUGCGGAGCUGCCCAAGACAGGCUUCAUCACCAACUUCACCUUGACCAUCGAUGGUGUCACCUACCCUGGCAACAUCAAGGAGAAAGAAGUGGCCAAGAAGCAGUAUGAAAAGGCUGUGUCCCAGGGCAAGACAGCUGGCCUGGUCAAGGCCUCUGGGAGGAAGCUGGAGAAAUUCACAGUCUCGGUCAACGUGGCUGCGGGCAGUAAGGUCACCUUUGAGCUCACUUACGAGGAGCUGCUGAAGAGGCACAAGGGCAAGUACGAGAUGUACCUCAAGGUCCAGCCCAAGCAACUGGUCAAAAACUUUGAGAUCGAGGUGAACAUCUUUGAGCCCCAGGGCAUCAGCACACUGGACGCUGAGGCUUCGUUCAUCACCAAUGACCUCCUGGGCAGUGCCCUCACCAAGUCCUUCUCAGGGAAAAAGGGCCAUGUGUCCUUCAAGCCCAGCUUGGAUCAACAACGCUCGUGCCCAACCUGUACCGACUCCCUCCUCAACGGAGACUUCACCGUCACUUAUGACGUGAACAGAGAAUCUCCCGCCAACGUGCAGAUAGUCAAUGGCUACUUUGUGCACUUCUUUGCACCUCAAGGCCUUCCGGUGGUGCCAAAGAACGUGGUCUUUGUGAUUGAUGUCAGUGGCUCCAUGUCUGGUCGCAAAAUACAGCAGACAAGGGACGCACUUCUCAAAAUCCUGGAGGACGUGAAGGAGGAUGACUACCUGAAUUUCAUCCUGUUCUCCGGGGGUGUGACCACUUGGAAAGAUCAACUAGUUCAAGCUACGCCUGAAAAUCUCCAGGAGGCCAAGACGUUCGUGAAGAACAUUCGUGACCAAGGACUAACCAACAUCAACGACGCACUGCUGAGGGCCAUCCAUAUGCUGAACCAGGCCCAGGAGGAGCACCUGGUCCCCGAGAGGAGCACCUCCAUCAUCAUCAUGCUGACAGAUGGGGACGCCAAUACUGGCGAGAGCAGACCCGACAAGAUCCGGGAAAAUGUGCGGAACGCCAUCGAAGGCAAGUUCCCCCUGUAUAACCUGGGCUUUGGCAGGAAUCUGGACUACAGUUUCCUGGAGAGUAUGGCUCUGGAGAAUCAUGGACUUGCCCGGCGCAUUUAUGAAGACUCCGACGCUGACUUGCAGUUACAGGGCUUCUAUGAGGAGGUGGCUAACCCACUACUGACCAGCGUGCAGUUGGAGUACCCCGACAACGCCAUCCAGGGCCUCACCCAGAGCAGUUACCAGCACUUCUACGACGGCUCUGAGAUCGUCGUGGCCGGGCGCCUGGUGGACGAGGACACGAACAGCUUUAAGGCGGAUGUGAAGGGCCAAGGGGCCCUCAACGAUCUGAUCUACACAGAGAACGUGGAUGUAAAGGACAUGGAGAAGGCCCUGAAGGAACAAGACUAUAUUUUUGGGAACUACAUUGAGCGGCUGUGGGCCUACCUCACCAUUGAGCAGCUCCUGGAGAAACGCAAGAAUGCCCAGGGUGAGGAGAAGGAGAACCUCACAGCCCAGGCCCUGGAUCUGUCCCUCAAGUAUCACUUUGUGACUCCGCUGACUUCCAUGGUGGUAACCAAGCCAGAGGACAGUGAGGACCAGGCGUCUAUUGCUGACAAGCCUGGAGAAGAUGCAGAAGCCAUAUCUGCAGUCCCCUCCACGGCCUACCAAGUCAGCUACCAGCCUCCUCAAAGCCCCUACUACUACGUGGAUGGGGACCCCCACUUCAUCAUCCAAGUCCCAGAAAAAGAUGACGCCAUCUGCUUCAACAUUGAUGAGGAGCCAGGCACAGUGCUGCGCCUCGUUCGGGACCCGGUCACAGGUCUCACUGUGAAUGGGCAGAUCAUUGGCGACAAGAGAGACAGCCCUGACUCCAAUACUAGAAAGACUUACUUUGGGAAACUGGGCAUUGCCAGUGCUCAGAGGGAUUUCCGCGUUGAGGUGACAACAGAGAAGAUCACCCUGUGGAGUGGGGCUGCGUCGACUACUUUGAGCUGGCUGGACACAGUCACGGUCACGCAGGAUGAGCUGUCUGUGACAAUCAAUAGGAAGAAGAACGUGAUGAUCUCCUUUGGACAUGGAGUUACCUUUGUGGUUGUCCUGCACCACCUGUGGAAGAAGCAUCCAGUUUACCCAGAUUUUCUAGGUUUCUAUGUGACAGACAGCCACCGGCUGUCAGCACAGACACAUGGGCUGCUGGGUCAGUUCUUCCACCCCUUUGACUUCGAAGUGUCCGACAUCCACCCAGGCGCUGACCCGACAAAGCCAGAUGCCACAAUGGUGGUGAAGAACCAUCAACUGACAGUCACAAGGGGCUCCCAGAAAAACUAUGGAAAGGACACCAGGGCAGGCGUGAAGGUCAACUGUUGGUUUGUCCACAACAAUGGAGAGGGGCUGAUUGACGGCGUCCACACCGACUAUAUAGUCUCCAGCCUGUUCUGAGAGAACAUGCCAGCUUCUGUUGAGACAGAGGGCCCAGCGUAUCUGGAACACGAGCACAGAGCAAGGCCUCUGGGAGGAAUGGGGACAAUAAAGCCUGAUGUGGAAGCAGACA